This is a messenger RNA of Plasmodium falciparum 3D7, 2343 nucleotides long. RefSeq names its product putative polyadenylate-binding protein 3 (gene PABP3). Gene Ontology annotation, molecular function: mRNA binding; nucleic acid binding; RNA binding. Lineage: Eukaryota; Apicomplexa; Aconoidasida; Haemosporida; Plasmodiidae. The record is from RefSeq and is a predicted model, not a curated record.
AUGAAUGCAACUAGUAGGAAUACUUUAUUAGAUGAAAAUAAGAACAUGAACAAUUCAUAUAACACAAAAACCUUAUGGGUAGGUGAUUUAGAGAAGAUUAAGGAUGAGGUUGUUGACGAGAAUUAUAUUUUAUAUUGUAUGUUUUAUGAAUUUGCUGAGGAUAUAAUAAGAAUAAAAUUAUGUAAAGAAAAGAGCAAUCAAAAAAAUUCAUAUGCUUUUAUAGAGUUUUCUACAUAUGAAGUAGCAAAAUAUUGUUUUGAGAAAUUGAAUGGAAAAUGGAUACCAGGAAAAGCUCAUAGGUUUAAAUUAAAUUGGGCUAAGUAUAAUAUGAGUGAUAAUAUAACCACAAAUGAAAAAGAUUUAAAUAUUGAGAUAGAUGAUAAAGGUACUUAUUCUAUAUAUGUUGGUAGCUUACCUAUAAAUACAACAAAAGAGGAAAUUGAGAAUUUGUUUUGCAAUAUAUAUAAUAGUAUAUGUUUUGUUAAGAUGAUUAAGAACACUCAAAAAAGUCCACAUAAAAUUUAUUGCUUUAUUCAUUUUUUUAAUUAUGAUGAAUGUCUUAGAGCGUUGACAGAAAUGAAUGGUUAUAUUUUUAAAGGAUGUAAAAUUAAAGUAAGUAAAUCUAACGGUAUUAAAAUGAAUCCUUCUAAUAUUAAUAAUAAUAAUAAUAAUAAUGUGAACCAUAAUAUAAAUCAUAAUGUAAAUAACAACAAUAUUGUUAAUAAUAAUAAUAAUAUGAAUGCAAUUUAUUAUAAUAAUAAAAAUUUCGAUGGUAACAUGAAUAAUUAUCAUAUGAAUAAAAAUAAAGGGAUUAAUACUAUUAGAAUGAAUGAUGACAAAAAAAAUGGAAAUAAAAAUUAUAUAUAUAAUGGUAAUAAUAACAACAACAACAAUAAUAAUAAUAAUAUUAACAAUAAUAAUAAUAUUAACAAUAAUAAUAAUAAUAAUAACAAUAUUGUUAACAAUAAUAAUAAUAAUGUUAACAAUAAUAAUAAUAAUGAAUUAAGCAAUCAUCAUUCUUAUGAACUGAAUUUUUACGAUCAUAUGAAUUCAAAUGUUAAUACUUUUCCUUCACAUUAUUCUACACACAAUGGUAGUACCAGCAGUUUGUUAUAUGGCUCUAAUAAUUUUCCUACUCAACUAAACCAUAUAAAUCAAAUGAAUACAAUGAAUCAGUUGAACCAGAUGAAUACUAUGAGUCAAUUAAACCAAAUGAAUUCAAUGAAUCAAUUAAGUCAGUUGAAUCCAUUGAAUCAAUUGAACCCAUUGAAUCAAUUAAACCAAUUGAACCCAUUGAAUCAAUUAAACCAAUUGAACCCAAUGAAUCAAUUAAAUCAGUUGAACCCAAUGAAUCAGUUAAAUCAGUUGAACCAAAUGAGUCAGUUGAAUCAAUUGAACCAAAUGAGUCAAUUAAAUCAAUUGAACCAAAUGAGUCAGUUGAAUCAACUAGGUCAUAUGAAUCAGGUGAAUUAUUUUACAAACCAAAUGAGUGUGAUACAAGAUUAUACGAACAGUAUUAGUAACAUGAAUCAUAUAAAUAGUUACGGUAGUAAUGAUAUGAACAGUGAGAUGAUAAAUGACAUGAACAGUGAGAUGAUAAAUGACAUGAACAGUGAGAUGAUAAAUGAUAUGAACAGUGAAAUGAUUAAUAAUAUGAACAGUGAAAUGAUUAAUAAUAUGAACAAUGAGAUGAUAAAUAAUAGGAACAGUGAGAAAAAUAAUAAUGUGAAUAAUGAUAUGAAUAAUGACAUAAAUAAAGAUAUGAAUAAUGAUGUGAAUAAUGAAAUAAAUAAAGAUAUGAAUAAUGGAUAUAAUGAAAAUACAGGAAAUCAUGAUGAAAGCAUUUUAAAUUGUAAAAUGAAUGACUGUACAUAUAUGAGUGACAUGAGUACAAUUUAUUCAGAGAAUAAUAGGAAUAAUAUGAAUGAUACUAAAGAUUUAAACAUUGUGAAUAUGGUUGUAAAUAAUAAUAUAUCUAAUGAUGAACAAAUAAAAAAAAACCAACUUAUGGAAAAUGAUAUGAAUGGAUAUAACAAUUCUUAUGAGUUAAAUUUUUAUAAUAACCACUGUAAAAAUGAAGAAUAUGAAACUCAAAAUGAUAACAUGAAAAAAAAUAAUAAUAAUAAUAAUAAUAAUAAUGUUACGUGUGAAAUAAAUAUUAGUAGUAAUAAUUAUUAUUAUGAUGGUUCUAUUAAUAAUGAUAAUGUUAGCUAUAAUAAAGGAAACCAUGAUAAUAAAAAUGAAAAUAAUUCAAUUCGUAGUACAAAUAAUGAUAGUAUCGAUAAUAAUGCUAGUAAUAUGGAAAGUACAGACAAUACAUGUAGUAAUAUCAAGGAUUUCUAG